Messenger RNA from Wallemia mellicola CBS 633.66, 276 nucleotides. RefSeq lists its product as hypothetical. The record is from RefSeq and is a predicted model, not a curated record. The coding region runs from base 1 to 276 and encodes 91 amino acids. Lineage: Eukaryota; Fungi; Basidiomycota; Wallemiomycetes; Wallemiales; Wallemiaceae. The transcript is spliced from 2 exons. Gene Ontology annotation, cellular component: ribosome; mitochondrial large ribosomal subunit. Gene Ontology annotation, molecular function: structural constituent of ribosome. Gene Ontology annotation, biological process: translation.
AUGAAAAUAUCAAAUAUACUGAGAACACAGCAGCAAUUAUAUUACGUUGCUAGAUCACGUACUAAUAACCUUCCUGUAUACACUGAAUACAAGCGUGGUAAUCAAAUUUCAACGAUAAUCAGAAAAAUAGAUGGUGAUAGCAAGUCAUUAAAAGAGGAUAUCCUUGCUGAUUACCCACAAUUGGAUAUAAAGUUGAAAUUACCAAAGAAUCAGAUCUAUAUAACAGGUGAUUAUACGCAUCAAAUGAGAGAAUGGUUACUCAAUAAGAACUUCUAA